GCCGCCCAGCAGCCGCGCUCCUCCCGCUGCUCGCACACUCCGCUCCGCCGGUGCCUCGUUGGUUCGGUCGGUUCCACUCCGGUUCUCUUUCACCGAUCACAUUUUGGAUUUUGCUCAUUUCCUUUUGGAGAUUUUCCUUUUCUCCGGUGCAUGGAUGGAGUCGGCGAGCGAUCCGGGCAGGAGCGGCUCUGAGCCCGCUACGCCGGUCAUGGAGACGCCGGCGAGCGCGAAGACUCUGCGGGCUGGAGAGCACCUGACUCCGGCGAGGAGACACAGCAGCUCCGGGUCCAGCCCCUCCGGCUCCGGCUUCAGCAAAGGUCUGUCAGCAGCUGGGAAGAAGACUCACACAUCUCAGAUUGAAAUCAUUCCCUGUAAGAUCUGUGGAGAUAAAUCAUCAGGGAUCCACUACGGGGUGAUCACCUGCGAGGGCUGCAAGGGGUUCUUCAGAAGGAGUCAGCAGAGUAACGCCGCCUAUUCGUGUCCUCGCCAGAAAAACUGUCUGAUCGACCGAACGAGCCGCAACCGCUGCCAGCACUGCCGUCUGCAGAAAUGUCUGGCUGUGGGCAUGUCCCGAGACGCUGUGAAGUUUGGCCGCAUGUCGAAGAAGCAGCGGGACAGUCUGUACGCUGAGGUUCAGAAGCACCGCCUCCAGCAGCAGCAGCAGCAGCAGCAGCAGCAGGGUCCCCUCCUCCUCUCCCAACCCAGCAUCGGCAGCCCGAGCCCGGGCGAGUCUGAGCCGCUGUCCCCUCACUACGGCCUCUCCUCCACGGGCCUCACGGAGUUGCCGGAUGAGCUGGGAAGCUACAUGGAACCAAACUCUCCUGAGGGAGGAUCUGAAUCGUCCAAGGCAGACUCUGGAGGAGGCGGAGGAGAAGGAGGAGGAGGAGGUGGGUUCUACCUGGACUUCCAGCCGUCCCCAGACCAGUCCGGGCUCGACAUUAAUGGCAUCAAACCGGAGCCGCUGUGCGACUACAGUUCCGGUAACGGCUUCUUCCCGUACUGCUCCUUCAGCAACGGAGACACAUCGCCCACCGUGUCCAUGGCUGAACUCGAUCACCAGGCUCAGAUCAUCUCAAAGUCUCACCUGGAGACGUGUCAGUACCUGAGGGAGGAGCUGCAGCAAAUGAGCUGGCAGAACUUCCUGCAGGACGAGGUGGAGAGCUACCAGAGCAAGCCGCGGGAGGUGAUGUGGCAGCUCUGUGCCGUAAAGAUCACUGAGGCCAUACAGUAUGUGGUGGAGUUCGCCAAACGUAUUGACGGCUUCAUGGAUCUCUGUCAAAAUGACCAGAUCGUGCUGCUGAAAGCGGGCUCUCUGGAGGUCGUCUUUGUGCGAAUGUGUCGGAUGUUUGACUCUCAGAACAACACCGUCUACUUCGAUGGGAAAUUCGCAGGUCCUGACGUCUUCAAAGCAUUAGGUUGUGAUGAUUUGAUCACGUCAGUGUUCGACUUUGCUAAAAGCAUGUGCUCGCUGCAUCUGUCGGAGGACGAGCUCGCUCUGUUCUCAGCGUUCGUUCUACUCUCUGCAGACCGGUCGUGGCUGCAGGAGAAGCUGCAGGUGGAGAAGCUGCAGCAGAAAACUCAGCUGGCUCUGCAACACGUUCUGCAGAAGAACCAGAGAGAGGACGGACUGCUGAACAAGCUCAGAUGUAAGGUGUCAGCAUUGCGUUCACUGUGCAGUCGGCACACAGAGAAGCUGUCAGCAUUCAGAGCGGUUUACCCCGACAUCGUUGGGACACACUUCCCUCCUCUUUACAAGGAGCUGUUUGGUGCCGACCUCGAACUCACUCUGCAGACCGGCAGCGACUAACCGUCGACCCCCCUGCCAGAUUCGGUUGGACCGAACCCGGUUUCUGUGGCCGUGGAGAACCGGAGGACGACUCACGCUGCCGCUGCACUUUUCCUGGACAGCCGAGCCCACAAAAACGGAGAGAUCUGAACUCCUUCUUCACCUCCUCCUUUCAUGGGUUUGGAGUGAGGAGUCAGGUGGUCUCCCUCCACACGUCCUGGAUCUGGAUCAGAUUCAGCUCUGACAUUAAAAGACUCCUUUGGUAUUCACACUGAAAAGACAUCAGCUCUUCUUCUAACAGUUCACGUCACGUCUGAGUCCCACACCAGAAUUCAUUUAUGUGUCCUCGAGAAGCUGGUUUGUCUGGAGGUUUGGUGACGCAGCGACCGGCUGAGGUUAGAUGGGGAGCUACUGGAUGAACUGGUAACAAGAAAGCUGGUGCUAUUCAGCCAAAUAGCCCACCAAGCUAGCUAGCAGGAUCGGAUUUUGAGGAGCAGGGUUGUAUAAAACCAGAUGGUGCAACAAGCUAAUGAUCUCUUCACCCUCAGAGGUUAGCUCCAAUAUGGCAGUUUACAAUUGUGCUGGCCCUGACAGUGAAUGCCUCAUCUGUAUGUUUCUAUAUAAAUGUUCCAAAAAAUUUUAA
This is a messenger RNA of Dicentrarchus labrax (European seabass), 2429 nucleotides long. RefSeq names its product nuclear receptor ROR-alpha A-like. Gene Ontology annotation, biological process: regulation of transcription by RNA polymerase II. The transcript has 12 exons. NCBI's taxonomy places the organism in Eukaryota, Metazoa, Chordata, Actinopteri, Moronidae. Gene Ontology annotation, cellular component: nucleus. Gene Ontology annotation, molecular function: nuclear receptor activity; RNA polymerase II cis-regulatory region sequence-specific DNA binding; zinc ion binding. The coding region runs from base 155 to 1807 and encodes 550 amino acids. The record is from RefSeq and is a predicted model, not a curated record.